Messenger RNA from Brassica oleracea var. oleracea, 1848 nucleotides. RefSeq lists its product as uncharacterized. Bases 1 to 1848 code for a protein of 615 amino acids. NCBI's taxonomy places the organism in Eukaryota, Viridiplantae, Streptophyta, Magnoliopsida, Brassicales, Brassicaceae. The transcript has 2 exons. Gene Ontology annotation, molecular function: nucleic acid binding; RNA-DNA hybrid ribonuclease activity. The record is from RefSeq and is a predicted model, not a curated record.
AUGACAGGCAUACGUCUCACGAAACAAUGUCCGAGGAUUAACCAUCUCCUGUUCGCGGAUGAUACGAUGUUCUUUAUCAAAGCAGACGAACAAAGCUCAGCGGCGCUUAAGGAUAUUCUACGGCAGUAUGAAGCGGCUUCUGGGCAGUUAAUAAAUGCGGCCAAGUCUUCUGUCUUCUUCUCUUCUAAAACACCACAGGUGACCAAAUUAUGUGUCAAUCAAAUCCUUGGUAUUGAUCGGGAAGGCGGAGUGGGAAAAUAUCUAGGCCUCCCGGAACUGUUCGGUAGGCGCAAAAGAGACCUAUUUGCAUCGAUUGUUGAUAGGAUCAAACAGAAAGCCAUGUCGUGGUCUUCUAGACGGCUCUCUUCUGCCGGGAAACUUACAAUGCUCAAGGCGGUCCUCUCAGCUACGCCAACGUACUCCAUGUCUUGCUUUGAACUACCCUUAGGACUUUGUAACCAGAUUCAGUCGGCUUUUACGCGAUUCUGGUGGGAUGAGAGUCCAAAUAAGAAGAAGAUGUGCUGGAUUGCUUGGGAUGAAUUGACUGAACCGAAAUCAUCAGGUGGACUUGGUAUCCGAGAUGUUCACGAUUUCAAUGUAGCCCUCCUUGCAAAAUUGGCGUGGCGAAUCUACACUCGGCCGGAGUGUCUCCUGGCACGCCUUCUCCUUGGGAAGUACUGUCAUAGUACUUCCUUUCACCUGGUGCAAUGCCCAUCCUCAACCUCCCAUGGCUGGAGGAGUGUCCUGAUCGGCCGAGACCUGAUAGUCUCUCAACUUGGGAAGGCUAUAGGAAAUGGUGCUUCAACAAAGAUAUGGAGAGAUACUUGGAUGUCGCCGAUAGUCCCGGUGAAGCCCUUUGGUCCAACCCGUGAGUGUGAUCAAGGCCUUGUGGUUGCAGAUCUUCUAUCUCUUGAUUCAUCCCACUGGAUCAAGAGUAAAGUGGAGGAGAUUUUUCCUGAUGUUGCCCAUCAGAUUAUGCGCAUUGUCCCAAGUUCAAUGGGAGCUGAAGACUCUUUCAUCUGGUAUGGAACAAAGUCUGGGUCCUAUUCAGCGGCCAAAACAUGUCCCCAUUGUGGGGUAGAGGAAACUGCGCUACACUUGUUUUUUCAAUGUCCUUUUGCGGUUCAAGUGUGGACGCUAGCUCCUCUCCGUGCUCCAUUCGACUCUGCAUCAUGCCACUCCUUAGAGGUGGCUAUCCAAGAGGCCUCGGAGGUGGUAUGUGUGCCACCUACUGGAAUUGUUGGGAACUUGUCAUCAUGGAUAUGUUGGUUCAUUUGGACCACACGCAACCAACUGGUGUUUGAAAAUCGUCACAUCUCGGCUCAAAACACACUCUCCCACGCUUUAGCUGCUGCAUGGGAAUGGCAGACAGCCCAACAGAACGGCACACAAGUAUCAUCUGGAAGCCACACCCAUUCGGUUGAAAUGAUAACGACCCCACCCGGGACUGUCUUAUGUAAUACUGAUGCGUCGUGGACUCUUGAAUCAGGAGCGGCUGGAUUAGGGUGGCUCUUCGACUAUACUCAGAGCAAUGAACGUGUCAGCUGUUCCAAGUUUCUCCCCGAAAUUUCCUCGCCGUUAAUGGCCAAAGCACUUGCCUUGCGUGAAGCCCUCCUCUCGUCAAAGCAUAGUCUUCUCUCCAAAGUCUGGUUCCGAUCCGACUCUCAAGGGCUUAUUACAGCUAUCAACUCAAAGACCUAUCUGGUGGAGCUCUAUGGAGUUUUAUCAGAUAUCGAGUUCCUAUCAUCAUCUUUUUCCUUUAUUGUAUUUUCGUUUAUUCCUAGAGCUCAGAACAUGCUGGCUGAUUCUUUGGCAAAGAGUGCCUUGCGCACUACUCGUUUCUAUUAA